AGACCCAUUUCUCGCAUGCAUUCUCUCUUCUCCUCUUUCUCACUAAUAUAGACAGUAUCAUUCUCAUCAGAAGAAGAACAAGUAGACAGAAGAAGAAAAGAAGAAAUGGCUUCAAGACCCAUUGUUCCACAGCAAGCCAGAGGUGAGGCAGUCGUAGGAGGAGGAGCGGUUAAGCAACAAAAGAAAGCCGGGGCGGUGGCUGAUGGGAGAAACCGCCGUGCACUAGGUGAUAUUGGCAAUCGCGUGACCGUUAGAGGAGUCGACGGCAAGCCUGAGCCUCAGAUCGACGGCAAGCCUCAGCCUCAGAUCGACGGCAAGACUCAGCCUCAGACUCAGAUUACUCGCCCCAUCACCAGGAGUUUUUGCGCUCAAUUACUCGCCAAUGCACAAGCUGCAGCAGCUGCUGAGAAUAACAAGAAACAAGUUUGUGUUAAUGUGGAUAAGGCCCCUCUUCUUGUUGAGGGACUUCCGGUGGGUAAAAAACCAGUGGCUGCAAAGGCAGCUCAAAAAAAAGUCUCUGUUAAACCAAAGCCCCAGGAGGUGAUUGAGAUUAUUUCGGAUUCAGAAGAAGAGGUUAAGCCUAAGAAGCAAAACGCGAAAAAGGAGAAAGAUGGGUCGUCCAAGAAGACUCUUAGUUCAGUACUUACUGCUAGAAGCAAGGCCGCUUGUGGUCUGGCUAACAAGCCUAAGGAAGAGAUUGUUGAUAUUGAUUCAAAGGAUGCUAACAAUGAUUUGGCUGGAGUUGAAUAUGUUGAGGACAUCUAUAAGUUCUACAAGCUAGUAGAGAAUGAAAACAGGCCACACAGCUAUAUGUAUUCACAGACUGAAAUUAAUGAGAAGAUGAGAGCCAUUUUGGUAGAUUGGUUGAUCGAUGUUCAUCAAAAGUUUGAGCUUUCUCCUGAGACUCUUUAUCUAACCAUCAAUAUAAUUGAUCGGUUCCUUGCUGUGAAGAAUGUGCCCAGGAGGGAAUUACAGUUGUUAGGAAUGGGGGCCAUGCUUAUAGCCUCUAAGUAUGAAGAAAUCUGGGCCCCUGAGGUCAAUGAUUUGGUAUGCAUUUCAGACAGAGCUUACUCUCAUCAACAGAUUUUGGUUAUGGAGAAAGCUAUUCUGGGAAAACUCGAAUGGACUUUGACAGUGCCUACACAUUUCGUAUUUCUAGCUCGCUUCAUCAAGGCAUCAAUUCCUGAUCAGGAAAUGGAGAACAUGGUGUAUUUUCUUGCUGAAUUGGGGUUGAUGAAUUAUGACACCUUGAUCUUCUGCCCAUCAAUGGUUGCUGCUUCAGCAGUCUAUGCCGCUCGUUGUACACUAUAAAAGAGCCCUGUUUGGACAGAGACACUUAAGCUUCAUACUGGUUUCUCAGAAGCUCAAGUCAUGGAUUGUGCUAGGCUACUGGUGUACUAUCACUCAAAACUUGCAGAAGGCAAACUUCAAGUUGUAUACAGAAAGUACUCAAAUCCUCAGCGAGGGGGAGUUGCGUUGCUUCCACCGGCUAAAAGUCUCUUGUCCGGUGAUGCUUCAACUGGUGCAGUGAAGAACACAGUUCAACCUAUUAGUUAGUUAACUUUCUGGUUUCUCUUGAGAAGAAAACAUUGAUAUGUAACUAGCAAGUUACACUGCUGAUUCUUUUAUUUCUUUUAUUAUGAAAGAUGUUUGUUGUUCAACUGAUGAUUGAAUUUAAUGACUUCUCAAUCCUGAAAUACGACAGAAAUUAUCAAUCUAA
Molecule: messenger RNA, 1720 nt
Organism: Pistacia vera
Lineage: Eukaryota; Viridiplantae; Streptophyta; Magnoliopsida; Sapindales; Anacardiaceae
Product: G2/mitotic-specific cyclin S13-6-like
Exons: 6
Coding region: 106-1311 (401 amino acids)
Biological process (GO): mitotic cell cycle phase transition; regulation of cyclin-dependent protein serine/threonine kinase activity
Cellular component (GO): centrosome; nucleus; cyclin-dependent protein kinase holoenzyme complex
Molecular function (GO): cyclin-dependent protein serine/threonine kinase regulator activity
Source: RefSeq, a predicted model, not a curated record